Molecule: messenger RNA, 2736 nt
Organism: Erythranthe guttata (spotted monkey flower)
Lineage: Eukaryota; Viridiplantae; Streptophyta; Magnoliopsida; Lamiales; Phrymaceae
Source: RefSeq, a predicted model, not a curated record
ACCUUCAUACAGUGAGACUCUACUAUGCAUGCAUCGAAAACAAGGCUGUAUAAACUAAGCAAUUAAAUUAUAUAUAUACAAGAAUAUCCAAUUUUUUUAUUCGAUUCUAAUGAUCAGAAAAUAGAUAGGCCUAUAAAGAGAAAUUAGUGCUGAUCAGGUUCUUAGAGAGAGAGAGAGAGAUGGAAGUAGUAUGCAUAAAGUUUAUGCUUCCAUAUUUGCUCUUGAUAACUCUUCUUUCUCUUCAAGUCUCAUCAUAUGAUCCAUCAGAUUGCAGGUUAAACUUCACUUCGUAUCCAUACAAACCAAUAGGUGGAUGCAAUAACACCAACGAAAACCUCAAGGAGUGGAACAACAACACCUUCCCGAAAACGAGCUGCUGCCAAAACACCCUCCUCGUUUAUUCCCACGCCUUAGCUCUCGAAGCGCACAACAACCCAACCGGAAAUAUCUUCGUUGACCAAAGUCAAUGGAACCACUGCAUCGGACCAUUCCCGAUCCAGCCCGGCACGUCAGCUCAAAACUGCGGCCUCGGGAACUUCUUCUACGGAAGUAGCAAAUGCUCGACUCUUCAGAUUUCGAAUAUCGAUAGAAAAGUCGUUGAUCGUUGUUCUGGCUUUGGUUCUUCUUCGUUCGACGAUGCUUGUGGGAAUUGCGUUCUUACAAUGUCGGAAACGCUGGAUAGUAUGUUGAAGGAGUUCGGUGUUUUGGGAAAUGAUACGGAGAAAGCUAUUUGUCUUGUCGGUCUUGUUGUGUCGGUUAUAGCUGCGAAAAUAUUGAAUGGGAGUGAUUAUUUAUCUGGGAUUGAUGAUUUUGAUAGGUGUUUGCCUGCUUUGGCUGUUUCAGAAAAGGUAUACUACAUCAAACUUACCUAUGGUUUGGCCGAAGCUUUACUAGCAGUAGUCCUAGUGAUAAUCGCGCUAACCGCAAUCAUAGCCCUGAUAAAAUAUGUGACGAAGAAUCAAAAGGAAGGCAAGAAACCCCUCAAGUACAAAAACAUCGCAGCUAGAUUCUCUGGGCUCUACAGAUUCUCGUUAGCAGAAAUCGAGAAUGCAAUAAACUACAACAACGAAAAGAAGUACCUAGGGAGAGGCAGUGCGGGCCGAGUUUACAGGGGCGUUCUUCCUAGCGGACAGCUAGUGGCAAUCAAGCAAAUAUACAAGAGUAACACUUCCGAUUCUUUCACUAGAGAAAUCGAAGGUCUUUCCAGAGUUAGACAUCCGAAUCUUGUCUGUCUAUUCGGAUGCUGUAUUGAAGAUGGGGAACAGUAUUUAGUCUACGAGUAUUGCUCUAAUGGAAAUCUAGCUCAACAUCUCUUAAUGAACGACAAAGUUCUAACAUGGGAGUCGAGGGUGAAAAUACUGAGGGACUGUGCAUUUGCCCUCAAGUAUCUCCAUAAUCACGUAAACGGAUGCAUCGUUCAUCGAGAUAUUAAGGUGCAUAUAUAUAUACAUACAUGUCUAUAUAAGAGACAACCUCAUCUAACAAACUACGUAUUAUCGGUGAAUUUUGACAGUUUUUCUUUUUUUUUUUUUUUUGGUUCUUUGUGUGUUUUGUAGCUGACGAAUAUUCUAUUGGCUCAAAAUAUGGACCCAAAGCUUUCAGAUUUUGGACUGAUGAGAAUGUUGGGUAUGGAAGAGAGCAAAGUGUAUACAGAUGUUCGGGGGACAAUAGGUUAUAUGGAUCCAGAGUAUAUGAGCAAUGCAAAACUUACGAGUGCUAGUGAUAUUUACAGUUUCGGAAUUGUCAUUCUGCAACUUCUGUCCGGACAAAGAGUCAUUGAACUUGACCUAGAUGCCAGAGACCAGCUCACAAGAAAGGUACACCGUACCCCCCUAACCCCAUACACACGAACGCCAUUUUUUCUAAUAGUAUAGUAUUGUCGGCAGAGACAUAAAUACGCACAAAAAGACGCACACAUGGAGCACCUAGUUGAUGGUUAAUGCACAAACAAACACAGUUGGAGUAUGCAUAGGGUGAUGGGGGGCUAUGGCCCCCCUACACCGUUUUUUUUUUUUUUUUCUGAGCAGUUUAGUAUAGUUGGCCCUCCACAUACAUAGAUACAUGCAAAAUUACACACACACAGAGAGACACUCACCUAGUUGAUGGUGUAUUGAAUCUUGAGAAAACAAUGCAGGCAAAGGAUGUGAACAUGGGAAAACGGCCUCUGACGGAUUUUCAAGACCCGAAGAUGAAAGGAAACAUUGUGGACGUAGAUUUUGAGUCCAUAUUGCAAAUAGCGGUGCUCUGCGUAGCAAGUUCAAGUACAGGCCGUCCCACCAUAGAUUUGGUUUUCGAAGAGCUGGACAAGGCUUUGAAAAACACACGGCUGGAGAUGGUUAGUUUACUACUCAAGUUAAUACAUAUAUACACACACACGUACAUAAUACAUGUUUGAUUAGAAAUUCGAUUUUACUAAUGAUUUACGGUUUGGGGUUUUCCGCUUGCAGAAAGCAAGGAAGGAGAAGAGCUUAUUCGGCGCAUCACCGUCAAAAUCACCUGAAAGGAUGAGUGUGUAAUACAAUAAUACAUUGGAUGUUUCUCAAUCCUUUUUGAGAACUCCUUUGGACCUACUUGAGAUGUUUCAUACAAAAUAAUAGAGAAGAUCGAAAUGUACAAAUGAUGUAUGAUAUAAGAAAUACUUUAGUGCUAUAGAUUACUUGUAAUUUAAAGAAUAGGAAAAAGAGAAUAAAAGAAAAUGUCAUAUCAGACCAAAUAAAAAGAGAAUACAUUCAACCA